AUGGCUACUUCUUCCGUCCUCCGUAGGGCGUUGCUAUACGUUCCCGCGUCUUCCCAGAAGUUUAUGACCAAGUCACUCUCCUUGGCUAGUGACAAUAUCACAUAUGAUCUUGAGGACUCAGUGACUCCUGCAAACAAGCAGACCGCUCGCACACAACUGCGCGACCACCUGUCUUCACUUUCGAACAAGCCGGCUUCCAUUGGAGAGCUUGCUGUACGCAUCAAUGCUGUUUCGACCCCCUAUGCGCUUGAUGAUCUAACCACUCUCGCAAGCGCUCCGAACCUCGACGCCAUUGUUAUCCCAAAGGUCAACAGUGCUAGCGACUUGUCCUUCGUCACCGAUGUCAUCCGUCACGCAGCACCCCAGCGGCAUGCUUCAGAUCCCACGGCACACCCUCUCAAGUUGAUUGCCCUGAUCGAGUCAGCCAGAGCGGUGAUGGAUCUGCGCUCCAUCUGUGCUGCGUCGCCGUAUCUGAGUGGCCUAAUUUUUGCUGCUGAGGACUUUGCCUUGGACCUCUCCAUUACGCGAACACCAAGUUUGGCCGAGUUCCUGUACGCCAGAAGUGCCAUUGUGACUGCAGCCAGAGCAUAUGAUCUCCCAAGUGCCAUUGAUCUUGUCUGUACCUCGUACAAGGGCCCAGAGGGUGUAAAGCGGCUAGAAGAGGAGUCUCAGAAUGGCAAAGAAAUGGGCUUUAAUGGAAAACAAUGUAUCCAUCCUAGCCAGGUAGAAGUGGCCCAGAGAUUGUUCGCCCCAGGAGAGGCCGAGGUUGAGUGGUAUGUUCGUGUCCUUAUUGGCGAUGACAAGGCCUCUGCAGAGGGUCGAGGUGCUUGGACCUUGGAUGGAAAGAUGAUUGAUGCUCCUGUGGUUGGAAAGGCUCGGGCCGUAGUUGACAAGGCCGCAAAGUGUGGAAUGGACAUUGAAAGCAUCAAGGCGAAGUGGAAGAAUCAGAAGCCGGAAUGA
Molecule: messenger RNA, 960 nt
Organism: Sordaria macrospora k-hell
Lineage: Eukaryota; Fungi; Ascomycota; Sordariomycetes; Sordariales; Sordariaceae
Biological process (GO): oxaloacetate metabolic process
Molecular function (GO): magnesium ion binding; catalytic activity
Source: RefSeq, a predicted model, not a curated record